This is a messenger RNA of Trichoderma citrinoviride, 279 nucleotides long. RefSeq lists its product as hypothetical. The record is from RefSeq and is a predicted model, not a curated record. NCBI's taxonomy places the organism in Eukaryota, Fungi, Ascomycota, Sordariomycetes, Hypocreales, Hypocreaceae. The transcript has a single exon. The coding region runs from base 1 to 279 and encodes 92 amino acids.
AUGGAGUCGUCCUAUGCCAACCGGCCCGAACCGAGGCCUCAGGACAUGGUAGACUCGGCAAGGAGUUUUGCAUUUGAUGCGUUGGCAAAUGCGAUCGUCGAGCAGGACGGCAUGACGCCAUGGCAGAGUGCUAUGAAGAGGGGGCAUAGGAAAGGGAUCAGCGAAAACAUCACAUACAGCCCUUUCCACGACGAUGAUGGCGAUGAAUCCGGCAAGCUAGACACUUGGGUGGGCUUUUAUAAUCCUCGGAAGAGCGCCAGAAGGUCUCUAGGCCCCUGA